Platichthys flesus (European flounder) is the source of this 1575-nucleotide messenger RNA. RefSeq names its product NME/NM23 nucleoside diphosphate kinase 4 (gene nme4). Gene Ontology annotation, molecular function: nucleoside diphosphate kinase activity. Bases 117 to 713 code for a protein of 198 amino acids. Lineage: Eukaryota; Metazoa; Chordata; Actinopteri; Pleuronectiformes; Pleuronectidae. The record is from RefSeq and is a predicted model, not a curated record. Gene Ontology annotation, biological process: GTP biosynthetic process; UTP biosynthetic process; CTP biosynthetic process. The transcript has 5 exons.
CACUGGAUUUGAGUUUGUUUCAGUGGGAGCUACAGUCAGGUGGGACAGACCCGUGAGUUGUGAUUGAGCAGCAUUGACUUCUGUCUCUUGAGGGGACACGGGACACAGACGCAAACAUGAACGUGCUGGCGAGGUGCGUUCUUCAGGGAACCACCCGAGCGUUUUAUUGGAGACAUGGAGAAACCAGUAAAGAGCUGGUUUGUAGGUCUGCAGCCGCUCUGCUGUUCGGACUCAGGAGCAAAUCAAGUUUGCCAGAUGUCAGGGAGCAGACCCUCAUCGCUGUGAAGCCCGAUGGAGUCCACCGACGUCUUGUAGGACAAAUAAUGCAGCGGUUUGAGCAGCGAGGCUUCAAGCUGGUUGGUCUGAAGAUGUUACAGGUGUCUGAGGAUCUCCUUGCUCAGCACUACUGUCACCUGAGGACAAAGCCCUUCUACCCCAGUCUGCAGGAUUACAUGACCUCAGGGCCCGUGGUCGCAAUGGUGUGGGAAGGGCACAAUGUCAUCCAGACCUCACGCAUCAUGGUGGGACACACUAACCCAGCGGAGGCCCAGGCCGGCACAGUCAGAGGAGACUUCAGCAUUCAUGUCAGCAGGAACGUGGUCCAUGCCAGUGACUCCCGGGAGGGGGCUGAGAGGGAGAUCCAGCUGUGGUUUCAAGGUGAAGAGCUUCUGAACUGGGAAAGCUGUGACCAGACCUUCACCUGUGAGCCGUGAAGACAGAGCUGACAGCAAAGAGAAUCACCCGUGGUACCUCAAAACAGUUCAGUGUUCCUGCCCAAAAAAAUAAAUGCACUAACUAUAGUAACAAAGAUUUUAUUAUAUAAAAUAGAUGAGUUUUUACUAAUAACUUUCAAAUUCCAGCUAUGGACUCAGCUUUAAUAUAUAUUUAUAUAAAACAAUUAUAUGAGACUCGCUGUGGAGGAAUAGUGAGUAAAUUGUAAUAUCCUUUGUAUUAUUAUUUAACAAAUGAUAUCUGAUACGUUUGUGUUUAGGGUAUUAAAUAGAGGAGUAAUAAGUGUAAUUAUAAAGAGCAAUUUAUUGAUCUUGAGAAGAAUAUGAAUAAUCAGGUGAACAGCAGAUUGUAAACCAAUGUCAGGAAUCGUGUGUUUACACUGGAACAGUUAACCUCAGGUGAAUGUUAUUGGUUGAGAUGUACUCACACACACACACCGACACACACAGAGCCUACAUCUGCAGUGUCACUUUUUAAAAUCCCUUUAAAGGGCUGAAAAAUUACUUUAGCUUUCAUUUUGCACUGUCUCACUGUCAUCUGUGAAAUAAAUAAUUCAUAAUAGAAUUCUUCACAUACAUUUUUAUCAUAUAUUUUAAUCAUAGAAAACACAGCUGUUAUACAAAAAUAUAUAUAUUGUUUAAGCUGCCACAUCCACAGCAACGUAUCCCUUAUAUCCCUCGUAUACAUGCUGAUCAGAUGUGUACCACAAGGCAACAUUUUUAAUCUCAUAGAUUGAAAUUGUGUUUUAAUGACAAACAAUAAUUUAAGUGUAUUUGUCUGCAGCAAGAAACAUUGUCUCAAUGCAGGUUGACGUUAAUGCAAUAAAAACUAUGAUUCACUCAA